Messenger RNA from Notolabrus celidotus (New Zealand spotty), 1480 nucleotides. It is a transcript of the gene tac1, whose product is annotated as tachykinin precursor 1. The record is from RefSeq and is a predicted model, not a curated record. Lineage: Eukaryota; Metazoa; Chordata; Actinopteri; Labriformes; Labridae. Gene Ontology annotation, biological process: tachykinin receptor signaling pathway. The transcript has 5 exons. The coding region runs from base 620 to 961 and encodes 113 amino acids.
CUAAGCUCAUCCUACUCUUUGUUCCAGGGUGUAACAUUUCCUUAAAGAAGAAAUAAGUACGUAUAAGAGGCCCGCUCCCCAUGAGACAGCACUAUGCGUUUUAUACUGUGAUAAAUGACUCCACCAUUAUGAAACCCGUGCUAUUAACAGUCUAACACUUAAUGGUAGUUUUAACUCCGGAGCUGCGAUUCAUCUCUGAACAUGUCUCAUGGACACGGCUCACACUCAGACUAAAUUGAAGGGUUAGGGAGAGAAAAAGUCCAGUGACGCACAUCUUUUACAGCUCCUGGUACCUGUCCGGUUACUGUAACUUCACACAGGAGUAAUCACACUACUCCAAUGACGUUACCGAGCACCCCGCAUAUAAAGGAGCGCGGGCAGGACUCUCUGGACAAAGAGGACACCCGAGACCAGGGAAGAAGUAGCUGCUGCGGAGAGCUUGUGGACUGAUUUUACGCACGCACGCACCCACUAUGGACUACUGCUGAGCUCUGAAGGAGGACACAGUGCGCGUGAACACAGCUGCCGCUCGAACAUCAGACCUUCACUCGUUUUCUUUUUUCUUUUAUAGACGUUUAUUACAGACUUAUUGAGGUUUAAAGAAACAGUUUUUGGCACCAUGAAGUUGUUGUUUUUCCAUGUUUUGAUGGCUUUUGUCGCCGUCGCUCAAGUUUUCUGCGAGGAGCAAAAAGAGGAGGCUGACUACUGGACGGGCAGUAACCAGAUUCAGGACCGCUGGCUCCCCCAAGACUCGUUCAGAGACAUCCUCCUGAGGAUGACGAGAAAGCCGCGGCCGCACCAGUUCAUCGGCCUGAUGGGGAAACGCUCCAUGGGAAACACACAGAUCACCAACAAGAGGCAUAAAGUCAACUCUUUUGUCGGCCUGAUGGGGAAAAGGAGCCAAGAGGAGCCAGAGUCCUACGAGUGGAGCACAGCACAGAGGUACGACAGACGCCGCUGAACAGUCAUCUCCUCUCCGCCUGCUUCUCUUCUCGCCGCUCCUCGUCUGCAGGAGGACGAGUGAUCGACGCUGGUUUUUGUUUUCUCCAAACUGUGUGUAGCUGUUAGUCAAAUAAACGGUUUCUGUUUCCACAUUGUAGUGAUGUAGCAGUGCUGUACCCAUACCAGUCUCAUUCAUCAAUGCAGGAGGAAGAUUGGGGAGAUAGAGGGGGGAAAUGUUUUCUUAUCAAUGUUAGAUUUUUCAACCAUCUGCUUCAAAGAGUAAAUGUUGUUGUGGACCAUCAAAGCAAGGCGAUACCCCGGGGUAUGCUGAAGAUUGCACUGCCAAAGUCACUGUAUAGUGCCUCAUUUCUGUUUAAUUGCUACUGAUUGUUCUAUAAAUACGUCACACCGGGACAGGAUCUCAUUCUGGGUUUCAUUUAGAACCGUCAUGAUCUCCACCUGGUGUGAUAUGACAGGAUACCUGUGUUUACGUGAUUCAACAAAUAUUAAAAUUAUUUUCUUUACUGGUUCAACUUCA